AUGGCCAGCAGCCAUACCCACAACAGGGCCCGCCCAUUCCCGGUGGCACUCCGGGAGCUCCUCCAUAUCAGCAGCAGCAAGGUUACCCUCCGCCGCAAGCUGGAGGCCCACCUCCUAACCAACAAUGGGGGCAGCCACCGCCAGAAGGCCUGGGUUGGUCAUGUGGACACAUCCUCUGAUGUCGAGGCUGUGCGCAAGGCCAUGAAGGGCAUGGGCUGCGACGAGAAAGCGCUCAUUCGCGUCUUCACCUCGCCCAAGUAUGCCAAUCCGUGGGCCAUGGCCCAACUUGUGCACGACUACAACUCGCGCUUCAUCCGCGACCUUGCCAAGGACAUCGAGAGUGAGACGCGCGGCGACCUGGAGACAGUGCUGCUGGCGCUCAUCCGUGGCCCGCUGGAGAACGAUGCCCGGACACUGCACAAGGCGCUCGACCGGGCAGGAACGGACGAGGACGCCCUGAUGGACGUGCUGCUCUGUCGGUCGAACGCCGACGUGCGCGCCAUCGCGGCCGAGUACAAGCGCAUCAAGAACCGUGACUUGUUGACCGAGAUUCGCGAGGAUGUGAACGAUGAUCUCUUCCGCCUCUACAGCAUGGUGCUCGCGGCGCACAAGGCCGAGGACGCCGCGCCGGUCAUUGCCACCGAGAUCGACCACAAGGUGACGGAGCUGCAGCGGGCGACGGAGGGCACAAUUGGCGCCAAUGCCGUGGCGACUGCCCAGAUCUUCACAAGCAGCAACGCGGCGCAGAUCCAUGCCAUGUCCGAGGCAUACCAGCGCAAGUACCACCGCUCGAUGGAGGAUGUGAUCGAGAAGGAAUUCAGGGGCGAUAUGGAAGACGCGUUGCUCAGAAUGUAUGGACAUGCGAUGGAUCGUGCGAAGAUGGACGCUCAGAGGCUGAGAGAUCCGCUCUACAAGACGGUGAGGAAAGACCGCCUGUUCAUCAACCGUGUCGUGAGCCUGUACUGGGACCAGAACCGCUUCGAGGCAGCCAAGGCCGCCUACAAGAAGAGAUAUGGUGUCAGCUUCGCUAAGGAUGUCAAGGACAUCCUGAGCGGUGACUAUGAGGAUGCCAUUCUAGCUUUGGCGAGGGAGAAGAAGUAG
Messenger RNA from Phaeoacremonium minimum UCRPA7, 1101 nucleotides. RefSeq names its product putative annexin-like protein. Gene Ontology annotation, molecular function: calcium-dependent phospholipid binding; calcium ion binding. Lineage: Eukaryota; Fungi; Ascomycota; Sordariomycetes; Togniniales; Togniniaceae. The record is from RefSeq and is a predicted model, not a curated record. Gene Ontology annotation, cellular component: cytoplasm. Bases 1 to 1101 code for a protein of 366 amino acids. The transcript is spliced from 3 exons.